GGGGCGCAUGCGCGCGGCGCCGGCCGUGCGCGGGGGGUUCUGGGAGCCCCCGCGGGGGCGGGAAGGGAAAGUGAAAGGAGCGGAGCCCUGAGAUGUGGCGUGUCAGAGCCGCCUUGGUCGUUGGCUUCCUCACCUCCCUCAGCCUGCCUGGCUGCAGCCCGGACCCGACCGGGAAAGAUUGCUCAGAUUUCUCAUAUACAUCUUGUGAAGAAUGCUUGGAAAAUAUUGAUUGUCUCUGGUGUUUUGUUGAAGAGCGAUGCAUGAAGUAUCCAGUUGAGUUUAUUAUUCCACCUAGUUCAAUAUGUCCUUUGCAUGAAGCUCGUUGGGCAGUUUGUUGGGUGAACUUUGAAUCCUUGAUCAUUGCGAUGUCCAUUGUUGGGGGACUCAUUCUUCUGCCUUUGGUGUGUUGCUGCUGUUAUUGCUGUUGCAAGUUCAAACUAUGUUGUUGCCAGAAGAAAUCACACUGUCCUGAUGAAGAGGAAGUACGUCUGGCCAGGCAGCAAGAAGAGAGGAGGCAACGUAAUGAGCAGAGAAAAUCAGACAGAAGUGCACGUUACGAUGAAAUCCGCAAAAAAUACGGUCUUAUUCAGAAUUCAGAACCCACCUUUCGCAGGUUUGAGAAUGAAUAGAGAUUCGAACUUUGGACUUCGAAGAGUGGCUAAAUCAAUUUCAGUGGCUGUCCAUCUGUUGCUUCAAUAUUUAGUUAAUACUUCUGUCUUUCCAUACUUAUAUUUAACAAUUACAUAUUGCUACCUCUUUCAAGGUACAACGAGGUGUUAGGUCAGAAACGAAUUAAGAUGCCAAAAAAAUUGAUGAAAGCCACCCACCACAGGAACAGAGACAGGAUUUGGACCAUAGAUGAGUUGUAACAUUAGUUAUAUCAUUUGAUGCAUUAAUGAAAAGAAAAUUCUAAAACAUAGAACUUGUUACAUAAAUUACAACAUUAUAGUAGUUAAAUUAAGACAUUAAAAAGUUAAACUAGAAACCUGAAACCAUGAAGAUUAAAAUAAAUUAUAAUGUAAAAAAAAACAAGAGCACUGAAAUUAAACUCAACCACUUAAGUCCAUCAUAAAAAAUCUUUAAAAGUCAAUUGUACAUAAAAGAUUGGUCCUGGAUACUAAGGAGGAGAAACCCUUAAAUUUCUUGAUCCCCAGAAAGCUCUUAAAGAAGUUAUUAUUUGGAAAUCAUUUCCCCCUAGCUCCAAUAACAAAGCCAAACAAAUGCACAAACUCAGCUCUACAGUAUCUAAAAAGGCCUUACAGGGGGAGCCAUUUUUAUCUUCAAACUCAAUAGUUACUUCAACCGGUGCAGCUGAGUUCUCUUUACUAAAAAUAACAUGUGGUAUCCAUACCUUUCCAGCAACAUCAACAAAUCAUCCAUAAAAACAGUCCAUUUACACUGGGAGAGCUUAUUGUAACUUCAUCCCAACAGCUGUUAUGCCUGAUGAUCUUAGGGUUUUGACAGGCAUAUAUCUCCUGGAAAUGUGGCCCAGGGUUUCCUUGGUCAUCCAGCAAUGCCCACAGGAUUUAUUCUUUCCAGGUCUAGCCAGGCCAAGAUUACUUUUAAUGGGAUAGGUAUUUGAUUCUUAAAACCAGUAUGUUGACUUUCUAAAUUAGAUUGUCUAAACAGGAUAUGACCCCCUAUCCAAUCAUUUCAACCAGUGUCAUUUGUAAAAUACCUGAACCUGAUCCCCUGGGGCUGGUCCUGUUAUAUUCCUCCAAGGAUUAAUCUUUUUGCAAGAGCUGUCCUCAAUACUACUGACAUCCAAAUCGUCAUUGCUCAUUGUACUACUUUUCAAACAUUUCAGUUUCUCAUAUCUAAUAAUGGCAUCUUCGAGGUUAGUACCCACAUAUUCAAACAAACGGGGGACCAGGCCAUUACUCACAUGUAGAAAUUAUUUUAAUUUCCUCAUUGUUAAGAUGAGGAUCUGCACUUGAAAAAUGGACACCCCUAGUCCUCUUAUCACAAGCCUUCCAGUAUGAAAUUCCAUUGUUGAUGCAACUCAGCAAGAACUUCUUAAUAGAAUUCCUAAUAUCGAGUUUUAAUUAAGUAUUCUGUGAUACCUCACAUAAAGGCAGCAAGUAAUAAAAUUAAGGAAUUAGAAAAUCUUUAAAAAUCUCGAUUAUCUGCAUAGGCUUUCACCUGGCCUUCGACAAAUUUGGGGACCAGCUCUCUAACUUCUUCCACUAGCUAUUGUCCAUGCAGCUGAUCCAAGGGUCUACUCGGGCACCCAAAUAUUCUUCAAAAGAACUAAGGAGCAGUUUAAAAAAAAAGUUCAAUAUUACUAAUUUCCCAGUUCUUAACGGUGUUAAAAGUAAUAUCUUAUUUUUGAACAUCAUUUAAAAACCUGCUGUUUUCUUCACAUUAAUUUUCAAUCUGAUUUUAAGACAACAUUUCUUGACCAUCCUAAGAUUUUUAGAUAAACCCUUGUGAGAAUCAUUCACGGGGGUUACAUCAUCAGCAGAAACUAGAGUAGUACAAUCUAUAUCACUGUUAUCUAGAUAAAGAAACACAUCCUUCCUUAUCUAAGUAAUGGAAUUAAGUGUCCAUGAUUUCAUGAAAUGAAAUAGGUGAAAGUGAAUCACCUUGCUUGACCCCCUUUUAAUAGGAAUAGGAUCAAUUUUUAGCUUUAUUACCUUCGAUUCUCAUAGUCAAGUUUGAAUAUGUCCAUAACGAGGUUAGUAAAAAUACUUAUUGACCUCCAUAUGACCCAAGGCUUUUACUAUUUAUUUGUUCCCCGUGGAGUUGAAUGCUUUUACGAAGUCUGCAAUGACAACUGUAAGAUUUUUGUAGUUCCUCUUGGUCCAAAUAUUAAUUUAUUUAAAGUAGUUAUGUUUUGGUCAUAUUCAGGGGUAGCCGCUAAAAAACCCCAGCGGGGACUGUUCAGUUUCACAGCCUCCACUAGUCGUUUGUCUAAGGUCUGGUUAGAAAUCCUGAGGAAUAUGGAAUAGGCCUCUCGUUAUUAAUGUUCUGUAAUUUAACAGAGUGGUCAGAUUUGGGAAUAGGAAUAGGCUGUCUUUGAUUUUAUCAGAUACUUUGCCACAUUUAACCCAAGAAGAUUAAAUUGCACUGAAAUCUCGAUCUCUAUUUUCUUGACCUCACCUGCCCAGGUCCAUAGCUGUGUCAUUUUUAAAACCGUUGUGGGUCUCCCUUGGCCACAAUGACUGCUACUAAUAAAUAUUCAUUCCUUGCACUGGAUGGACAUGGGCUUAAAUAAACAUUUGCUUUGUUGUAAAACACUAAUUUCUAAAAUAUGCUAAGUUGCCUUUUUGAAGGUAGAUAUACCUCUUCUGAUGUGGCUGAUUGUACUUUUGUAACAAAACCAACAAUUAUUAUAUAUUUUCAGCAGACUGAUAAUUGCAAUGAGUGCUUUUUUUAGCUACUUAUCUUACAGUAUACAGUAUUGGUAAGAUGGGAAUUAAAAUCAACAUUGUAUUCUAGGCUUUAUUUUAAUAUUGCACACUUGAUGUUUUAAAAAGCAAGCUUUCUCAAAAAUGCUGCAUUCAAUUAAAACAGUCUGUUUCAAUUCAAACGGUAUCUUUGCCAUUUAAUACAGCUUAUCAAAACUGAAGGUUUAGUUAUGCUUGUAUUUUGUAGAGGUAGAUGGUGUCAAAAUCACACUAUUUUCAGAGGUAUGUACUUUGUAUAUAGCAAAAAGCCUUAACUUGUUCUUAAAGGUAUCACUUGUGAUAUGAUUCAUUUAGAAGCAGUAGGUGAUUUUUUUUCUGAAUCAUAAUGGAGUAUUUUUAGUAAUAACAAAGAUUAUAAAUUUCGGUGCAGAAGAAAAGGUUCAUUGAGAAUUGCACUGCAAUAAUUAACCACAUAUAAGAAACAUUGUGGUUUAAAAUGAAGUUUGUUAUUGCCAUAACACAACUUGCAUCAUGAAUAUUGGUGUCUACUUAAAAAAAAUUAAACUGUAUGCAUUUGUCACAUGCUUAUGUUAUUUUGAAAGUAAUGAUGAUAGACAAAAUACUUGCCUGUAGACAAUUCAGAUUCUAAGAUUUUUAAACCUUUCUGAACAGAGAGGGUGUUGCAAUCUUUUUUUCUCUGGUAGAAAUCAAGUAGAUGAUUUGUUAAUAAUGUCUACAAAUGCCAAAAGAAGUGAUAAAUUAAACAGUCUGUUUCCUCAUA
Messenger RNA from Pristis pectinata (smalltooth sawfish), 4131 nucleotides. Its product is annotated as pituitary tumor-transforming gene 1 protein-interacting protein-like. Lineage: Eukaryota; Metazoa; Chordata; Chondrichthyes; Rhinopristiformes; Pristidae. Gene Ontology annotation, cellular component: nucleus; cytoplasm. The transcript is spliced from 7 exons. The record is from RefSeq and is a predicted model, not a curated record. The coding region runs from base 93 to 629 and encodes 178 amino acids. Gene Ontology annotation, biological process: protein import into nucleus.